Messenger RNA from Toxorhynchites rutilus septentrionalis, 1883 nucleotides. RefSeq names its product 46 kDa FK506-binding nuclear protein (gene Fkbp39). The record is from RefSeq and is a predicted model, not a curated record. Gene Ontology annotation, molecular function: macrolide binding; peptidyl-prolyl cis-trans isomerase activity. The coding region runs from base 295 to 1476 and encodes 393 amino acids. The transcript is spliced from 3 exons. Gene Ontology annotation, cellular component: chromatin; nucleolus. Lineage: Eukaryota; Metazoa; Arthropoda; Insecta; Diptera; Culicidae.
UUAGCCAUUCGUAUUCACAAGUUCAUUGUAGCAACACGUAUCGUGUCUCUUCUCUUCUGGUGUGUGGUAUAAACGCCGUUGCAAUUUGGGUGUGUGUUAGUAGAUUCCAUCGCACAACGGUAGUGUCAAACGUGCGGUUCAAUCGCGAAAAGUUAACGAAUCGAAGCAAACACCGCACCAUUUGGUUAGGAAGUUGUCUACUGAGAACAAGCUUUGUUUCCGGUGCUCUUUGAAAUUGUCGCAGUUUUCUAGCGUUUUUUUGUUUUGUUAAGUUAUCAAUUAGAAUAAAUCAACAUGUUCUGGGGGUUGAUAUUGAAGGCCAACAAAAAGUACUCCCAGACGGUGCAGAAAGCGUUCCAUCUGUCUCAGGCGGCGCUUGAUUUGUCGAAGAGCAGCGACGAUGAUGUGCAGGUUAUGUUAACGUCGGAGGAUAACACCUAUCUGCUUUGUACGCUGGGCAAGAAGACACCACAGGUAGCGCUCGAUCUAAACUUCGAUGAGGGAGACCACAUCAGUUUGAGCACCAAGGGCGAAGGUAUCGUCCAUCUCACCGGUUACCUGGUGCCAUCCGAGGAGGAUAUUUUCGGUGGUGAGGAUGACGACGAGGAACUCGAGGAGGAGGAGGAAGUUGAAGCUGAAGUGCCACAGCAGAAAGCCAAGGGUGGAAAGCAGGAACGCGUGGCCAAAAAAGUCGCCCUCAAAGUGAACGCCAAGGAAGUUCAGCAACAACCGGAUGAUGAAGACGACGAAAUGGAUGAGACCUUCGAACUACCCAAAGGUGCUGCGAAGAAGAAAGCCGGCGAGGAUGACGAAGCCGAUAGUGACGAUGACUCCGACGAGGAUGAAGAUGAGGACGAUGAUGACGAGCUUGAUGAAAGCAAAAACGGCGCAGGAGAAGGAGAGAGCGACUCAGACGACGAUGAUGAGGAUGACGACGAGGAGGAAGAUGAUUCUGACGAUGACGACGAAGAUGAAGACGAUUCGGAAGAUGAACAGCCUAAAGCCAAGGUCCCGAAAAUGGACAAAAAGCAACAGCAGCAGGGUAAACAGAACGGUCUCGAAAAUGGCAAAGCUUCCUCCAAGGAGUUGAAGAAAGACGAGAAAGCAGCUGCUGCUGCCCAGAAAGGGGAGCCUAAAACAAAAACCUUGCAGGGAGGAUUAGUGGUAGAAGAAAUCAAAGUAGGCAGCGGAGCCGAAGCUAAGCCAGGCAAAAAGAUUGCAGUGUAUUACGAGGGGCGGCUCAAGAAGAACAACAAGGUAUUCGAUUCGACCGCAAAAGGUCCUGGCUUCAAGUUCGCCCUCGGUCGCGGUGAAGUCAUCAAGGGAUGGGAUCUUGGCGUUGCCGGAAUGAAGGUUGGUGGCAAGCGACGACUAACCGUGCCGCACCAGUUGGCAUACGGAACCCGAGGAAGCCCUCCAGUCAUUCCUCCGAACAGUACGCUGGUGUUCGACGUUGAGCUGAAAAACGUGUUCUAAAUAAGAGUAACGUUUUUGUUAUUUUAUACCUUACACACAUUUACACACACCAGCUGCUGCAUUACUUAUAUGCCACAAUACAGAAUGCCUUCUCGCCGCCAUCAGAAGACAGCCAUAGUUUAAAAAUGUGUCAGACACUCUGGCCCAAAAAAACGCUCUAAAUGGUUAAUUCAAUAUUGUUUUUAAUUGAAUUUGAUAUAUAAAUGAGUGAAAACAUCUCCAUAAACGUAAGCCUAGAAUAUGCAGGUGCGCGCUAUACAUUCUACGGAACAGAGGAAAAAUUAUUAAUGAAACAAGUUAUUGCUCCUUUUUGUUGUAAAAAAGUUGCAUUAAUAUUCGCUCGGAGUGUUUUUCUUAGGAAAGAGAAAAAAGGACGUGUGGUCAAAUAAAAGUUAUUCGGAAAGACA